GCGGUGGCGGCGCCGGACGGUUGAUGUGAAGGAAGUGAGGGAUCCCGGCGGUUGUUUUAUAACGACUGUUUUAAAAGGCACCGACCGGAGGUGGGCUCGUGUUUGGAUCCUCAUCCACCGCGCACCGUUGAGAGAAAAUCUCUUGGGGCAACGGUGUGAGAUGCUGCUGAGUGCCCAGACAUUAGCCUGCAAGUGUUGCCAAAGGUGCAGAUUAUCCUCCAGGAGGUUCUCCACAGCAUUGCACAGAUUCAGCAGUACUACAUACUACACUAUUCUUGGGAUCAAACCAGAUGCAACACUUGAAGAGAUCAAGAAAGCUUUCCUUGAACAGUCAAAGAAGCUCCAUCCGGACAUCGACCUGUCCAACCCCAACCUGCACACCCAGUUUGUAAGGCUGAAUGAAGCAUACAGUGUGCUGAGCAAACACAGCAGUCGCAAAGAAUACGACACAAGGCUGCAGCGACAUGCCUCUUUUGGAGAACCCUUCAGUCCACAGGGACACAGCUGCAAAAACGACCCUUUCUUCUACCAUGUGAACCCAACAUCAAACUAUGGCUUUAAGAAGUCUGAGCAGCAGCGAUACUGGGAGCAGUUUCGGUACCCAACGGAAGAGAAUACAUCUUUUCAGGGUACAAAGAAGAGAAAGAGAAAUCUGAAGGCUUUUGGUUACUGCGUCUGCAUUAUGUUGGCUGGAGUAUUCAUCCACUAUGUUGGCUUCAGGAAACUGGAAGAAGCUCACAAUAAUUUCAUGGACCACAAGGACCGAGUUAUAACAGAUAUCUAUAACGAAUCCAAGGAAAGAGCAAGGAUGAACGGCUUCAAGAAGCAGCAAGAAAUCCUUCGCCAGAAGCACGCAGACUUUAUGGAGAAGUAUAGGCUGAAGAAACAAGGGGGCGAUGACAAAUAAAAGCACUGCAGGACGUCCCACAGUGACUGUGUCUGACUCCAGUGAUAUCCAUCUGUUGCACCGACACUGGCUUCCCUUCAAUGGCAGAUAGCUGACGAGACAACACAAUCCAUUUGCUUUAGCAUAUCAGUUCUCAGAUGUGGGAGUCUUUAGCAAGUCCAGGAUUUACUUUCCAACUCCAGUCAUCCUCAGUCUUCAGAGUCUAGUCCAGGCAGUGCAGGCAUUUGGUAUACUUUGCAUCAGCUUUAGGCGACGAGGUUUUGUGUUCAGUUUACUCAGCUUCGUUGGUGUGGAGACUGGAGUUACAUAAAGACCCAGAUCAGGUAAGAACAACAGGAUUCCCUUCUUAAAAGAACAUUAGUGAAUAGGUUGAGCAUUCUAGCAGCUUCACAGUCAUUUUCACUGGAUUCAAAUUCCCAAUCCAGCAGUGUGGAAUCUGAACUCACUUUCUUGAGAUGACUGGUCUAGGUUCUCUGUAAAAAUGGCCAGGUUAUGAACACCAUCUUCAUCUAACUUUAAAUAAACCCAACCUCUCUUUAGGUUUU
Molecule: messenger RNA, 1452 nt
Organism: Pristis pectinata (smalltooth sawfish)
Lineage: Eukaryota; Metazoa; Chordata; Chondrichthyes; Rhinopristiformes; Pristidae
Gene: dnajc4
Product: DnaJ (Hsp40) homolog, subfamily C, member 4
Exons: 7
Coding region: 161-907 (248 amino acids)
Source: RefSeq, a predicted model, not a curated record